UUUCUUAAAUUAUUAAUCUCUAUAAUCUUGAAAAUAACAACUUAACAGAAUGAAUUCAAAAACCUUGACUUAGCCAAAGAGAUGCCAGAAUGAAUCCAAGUCAUGUACAUACACAAAUUUGGUUCAACAACUUCCAACAACCAAAAUUGACAAAUAAAAUUAAAAUUAUCAUCAUGCACAAAAAAAUUAUUUAAAUAAUAUUUCGCGUGUUCAUUAGUAGAAACAUAUAUUUAAUUUAAACACCAAAUUAUGAUUAGUCCUCCAACAGGGCCAGCUAAUUCUAAUUAAUUAAUUAAGUAAUUUAACAGCCCUUCACCAAAGCAAUAAAAGCCUCUAUGCACUUAGCUAUUUCAAUGGCUGCCAAAUAUACUCUCAAUGAGUGGAAGAAUCUAUGUAGUAAUCUUGUUCUUCUGGGCUCUCCUAACAGUUAUAACUCCGAUGCUCGUUCGAUUAUCGGAUUCUGCUAAUCUUUACAGGAGAUUUGACGGUGACGAAAGAAGGGAAGGGGUGCAGUUGUUAUUUCCGAGAAGGGUACUUAUUGCAGCAACUGUUUCACCGGCAGCGCCAGCUCCGGCUCCGGCUCCGGUGGCAUCUCUGGCGGAGAAGAUGUAUUUUCCGGUGAGUUCGGCCGGAACUAUGUUCGAUCGGAAUUGAGUUGUGAAUUGUGAAGAGGAAUAGAAUAAUGAUUUAACUGUUAGAUUUUAUGAUCGAGCCGAGUGUUUGAGAAGUUGUAAAGUAAGCAUGAUUGAAAAGUAGUAGAACCUCGAUAACGUAUUAAAUUAUUAGUUCGAUAAUUUAAUAUUCGCUAAAUUAAUAAAAUUUUGUUAGUACCGACUGUGCUAUUUUAAAGA
Messenger RNA from Erythranthe guttata (spotted monkey flower), 851 nucleotides. The record is from RefSeq and is a predicted model, not a curated record. NCBI's taxonomy places the organism in Eukaryota, Viridiplantae, Streptophyta, Magnoliopsida, Lamiales, Phrymaceae.